Molecule: messenger RNA, 456 nt
Organism: Kockovaella imperatae
Lineage: Eukaryota; Fungi; Basidiomycota; Tremellomycetes; Tremellales; Cuniculitremaceae
Exons: 1
Coding region: 38-289 (83 amino acids)
Source: RefSeq, a predicted model, not a curated record
GGCGGGGUGCCGUCGCCCAAGGAGCCAAGCGACGUCUAUGCACUCUCUUAGAGUGUUCAUCUGCUUAUAUCUGCCGCCUCGGAUGACAGCGUGUUUCUCACCCAGUGAGCUAUUUCGGACUCGUGUAGAACAGCAGGCAUUCCGCAGAACACAUACGGAGAUCCGUCUGGGGCUGCGUCGAUUCCUGGCCCGAAAGUCGACUGACCAGGUCCUGGGCAACUAUCGGAGCCUUUUGCAAGUCCGCCAUGAGAGAAGCCUUGUGGGGGAAGUACGAGAGUGCCUGGGUUAGACUCGGUCAGAUGUCCAUUCACACCAGCAGUACACUGAGGACGUAAUUGGUAUCUUCGUCAAGAUCGCGCCUUUGCACUCACCUUUCUUAAGAACCAGAGCCCACGGUCACUCAUAUCAGCUGUCUGAUCAGCAUGAAUGAAUGAUAUCCAGUCGCCUGGAUAGACU